AUGAGUGUGGGAAGGGCCCACCACAGCUUCCUGUCCUGUGAAGAAGAAGGCCUACGACUCAGCACCAUGCCUGCCGUGGGCAGCUUCGGCAAUGGGAAGAUCCACACCAGACGCAAAUACCACAGCCGGUUUGUCGCCAAGACCGGCCAAUGCAACGUUCAUUUCACAAACAUGGAUGAGAAGUCACAGCGGUACAUAUCUGACAUUUUCACUACUUGUGUGGACAUCCGCUGGCGAUACAUGUUCCUGAUGUUCAGUCUGGCAUUUGUAGUCUCCUGGCUCACCUUUGGCCUAGCGUUCUGGGUAAUUGGGCUCCUUCACGGUGACAUGGACCAUGUAGGAGAGGACGACAGUUUUGUUCCAUGUGUCACACAGGUCAGCAGCUUUGUGGCAGCUUUUCUGUUCUCUGUUGAAACCCAGACGACCAUCGGGUAUGGAGCUCGCUAUGUGACGGAGGAAUGCCCGGCUGCUGUCUUUAUGGUCGUCUUUCAGUCCAUCAUGGGCUGCAUUAUUGACGCCUUCAUGAUCGGUGCCAUUAUGGCCAAGAUGGCAAGACCCAAAAAGCGUGCAGAGACUCUACUGUUCAGCCACAACGCAGUCAUCGCUUUACGAGAUGGGAAACUGUGCUUAAUGUUUAGGGUUGCUAAUUUAAGGAAGAGCCAUAUUGUGGAGGCUCAUGUGCGCGCUCAGCUGGUCAAACCUCGUUUCACAGAGGAAGGCGAGUACAUCCCCUUGGAUCAGAUUGAUAUGAAUGUAGGCUACGACAAAGGCACUGACCGCCUGUUUCUGGUUGCCCCCCUCACUGUCAUACAUGAGAUUGAUGAGGAGAGCCCACUGUUCGGCAUCAGUAAGCAAGAUCUGGAAACAUCAGAAUUUGAAAUAGUUAUCAUACUUGAAGGGUUGGUGGAGGCCACAGCUAUGACGACGCAGGCACGCAGCUCCUACCUGUCCUCAGAGAUCCUGUGGGGUCACCGCUUUGAGCCCGUCAUCUUUGAGGAGAAGAGCCAGUACAGAAUAGAUUACGCUUACUUUCACAAAACAUUUGAAGUACCAUCCACACCCAGAUGCAGCGCCAAAGACAUGGAGGAGAGAAAAUUCCCAACGUCUGGUGCCAACUCGUUCUGCUACGAGAACGAGCUGGCCUUCAUCAGCAGGGACGAGGAGGAGGAGGGGGAUGAAGAGAAGGGCGGGAAGUGUUCAUCAGAUUCAGUGAAAGAGCAGAUUACUCCUGGACGUGAUAAAACGUCUUCUCCGAAAGAAUCAGAGAUCUAA
Molecule: messenger RNA, 1272 nt
Organism: Notolabrus celidotus (New Zealand spotty)
Lineage: Eukaryota; Metazoa; Chordata; Actinopteri; Labriformes; Labridae
Gene: kcnj12b
Product: potassium inwardly rectifying channel subfamily J member 12b
Exons: 1
Coding region: 1-1272 (423 amino acids)
Biological process (GO): regulation of monoatomic ion transmembrane transport; potassium ion import across plasma membrane
Cellular component (GO): plasma membrane
Molecular function (GO): inward rectifier potassium channel activity
Source: RefSeq, a predicted model, not a curated record